This is a messenger RNA of Pseudomassariella vexata, 348 nucleotides long. Its product is annotated as DHS-like NAD/FAD-binding domain-containing protein. Bases 1 to 348 code for a protein of 115 amino acids. NCBI's taxonomy places the organism in Eukaryota, Fungi, Ascomycota, Sordariomycetes, Amphisphaeriales, Pseudomassariaceae. The transcript is spliced from 2 exons. Gene Ontology annotation, molecular function: NAD+ binding. The record is from RefSeq and is a predicted model, not a curated record.
AUGGCUAUCGCCCCUUCCUCCAAGACGAUUCACGUCACACCUGACUCCAACAGCCAUCUGCACCAGAUCGCGAAUACGAUGGCAAAUGCUAAGAAUAUCAUUUUCGUAACGGGUGCAGGAAUCAGUACCGGCGCAGGCAUCCCAACCAAGGAUUUUCGUUCCAAAAAUGGCCUGUACACUGCUGUGUCAUCGAAUGCCCGAGAUCUAUUUCAUGUGACCGCAUUUUCUCACCCUCAAGAUGGGCCUGCUCUGGUAGCACUCUGCACCCAAAUCCGCCAGAAGGUGUCAAAAGUGGCGCCGACGAAGACACACCAACUUGUCAGCUAUAUUUCAUACGACAAAAAUUAA